Micropterus salmoides (largemouth bass) is the source of this 2961-nucleotide messenger RNA. It is a transcript of the gene csnk2b, whose product is annotated as casein kinase 2, beta polypeptide. Bases 166 to 813 code for a protein of 215 amino acids. The transcript is spliced from 7 exons. The record is from RefSeq and is a predicted model, not a curated record. Gene Ontology annotation, cellular component: protein kinase CK2 complex; cytoplasm. Gene Ontology annotation, molecular function: protein kinase regulator activity. Lineage: Eukaryota; Metazoa; Chordata; Actinopteri; Centrarchiformes; Centrarchidae.
UUCGGCGCUGUACGCGGCCCACGAGUCUCGGGAGGAAGAGGAAAAGCGUAACCUAGAGGGUGAACUGGGAGGUGGUGUCCAUCUUAUUUACACCGGUGAGAUUGCUAAAUUUUUGAUCUGUCGGAUAUUUCAGGAGUAUAAAAGUUGAAAGCCGGGUCUUCAGAGAUGAGCAGUUCAGAGGAAGUGUCAUGGAUCUCCUGGUUCUGUGGCCUGAGGGGCAAUGAAUUUUUCUGUGAGGUGGAUGAAGAUUACAUCCAGGACAAGUUCAACCUGACGGGGCUCAAUGAGCAGGUUCCCCAUUACCGCCAGGCCCUAGACAUGAUCCUGGACCUUGAACCAGAUGAGGAGCUGGAGGACAAUCCCAACCAGAGUGACCUGAUCGAGCAGGCAGCUGAGAUGCUGUACGGCCUCAUCCACGCACGCUACAUCCUCACUAACCGAGGCAUCGCACAGAUGUUGGAGAAGUAUCAACAGGGAGAUUUUGGCUAUUGCCCCCGAGUCUAUUGUGAGAAUCAGCCUAUGCUUCCUAUUGGUCUGUCAGACAUCCCAGGGGAGGCCAUGGUGAAGCUGUACUGUCCUAAAUGCAUGGACGUCUACACGCCCAAGUCCUCCAGGCACCACCACACAGAUGGAGCCUAUUUUGGCACUGGCUUCCCCCACAUGCUCUUCAUGGUUCACCCUGAGUACAGGCCCAAGAGGCCCGCCAACCAGUUUGUCCCAAGGCUGUACGGGUUCAAGAUCCACCCCAUGGCUUACCAGCUGCAGCUGCAAGCCGCCUCCAGCUUCAAGAGCCCCGUCAAGGCCAUCCGCUAGAGGGUCCAGGACAAAGGAGGAGGAGGAAGAUUCAUAGAGAGAGAGAGAGAGGGAGAUGACAGGAAAGAAUUAUCUCCAGAAGGGGAGCGGUCACCUGCAUUUUACAAAGCUUUUCAGAUGCCCCCUCCCCACCCUGAAGACUGUAUUAUUUUGGUUUAGAUUAGGGCAAAUGGAAAAAGUGUAAAGAUUUUUGAGGUGUGAGCGAGACAUAAAAAACCUGCAUAGCCAUGAUCACAAACAAACACCUGCACGCAUACAUACAAACAAAAUACAUAAAUGCAUCCACACACUUGGGAUUCCAUGCACAUACCUUACCAAACUCAUCAGUGCCAAAAAUAGGAGGGGAGGUAAGAGGAAGCUGAACAAUACAGGGGCUCCACGCUGCUCCUGCUGUUCGCUCACAUUACGAGCACACUGAUGGGUGUUGGGUGGAAAGCUGAAAGUGCAAUGACUGCGUCAGUUUUUACCUAUGGCUCUGUGUUUGUUCUGUAUUUGGCACAGUUUGGUAAAGAGUGGUGGUAAACCCCCCUAUUUGGAGCCUCUUUCCCCCCAAAUGCCCUCCUCCCAAUGCAUGUACACUCAGGCUGGCACUCACAGAGACAGUUCGGAUAUUUCAGUAUCACUCAUUUGUAAAAGGAAAAAAAUAAUUGGCUACUGGUUUGUCUAAUGCUUUGUGUUGUUGCACAACACAUUCUGUUGGAUUUGCCUUAAGAUUCAGAGAAAACACCCACAUUGUUUUUUUAUUUGUUGUUCGAGAGGCACAAGCAACAUAAUUUUUAUUUUUUUCCUCUAUCUGCCCUUAGAGGAGGUAAAGUAGAAAUAGAUCAAACUUACGUGCAUUUACGAAUCGUUCAGACAAUUGUAAGCAGCCUGUGUCAUUACUCCAGCUGUCUGUGGGUGUGUCAAACAGCGGUCUGUAUUGGUAACGUUACCUUUUAAAAUAUAACCUGUGCUACAAUCCCCCCUUUUCUAUCGUAGCUUCAUCUUCUUUAACUAAAUAGUUUGACAUUUUGGGAAAUAAUGCUUAUUUGCUUUUUGGCAGAGAAUAAAUGACACUCUUACCACUCUACGGUAAUGAAGCUAUCGCGAUAACAAGCAUAGAAAGGUAGCUAGAUCGGAAAUGGGGGAAACUUCCUACCAGCACCUCUGAUUAGCCACUAAUUAACUAGUUAUAUCGAGUUUUCUAGUUUGUACAAUGCUGGAAGUGUAAAAAUGACUAUUUGUCUUUUUAUGGGGGCUUAACAGCUGCAACCGAAGUUUAUGGUCCCAGUCAAGACCGAACCGGUACUAAACUGCAUGUAGUUUUUAAGCUUCGGUUUUAUACAGAUUAAAUAAACCAUUAAUAUUUGUUUGUAUAUAAUGUUUGUUGAGUUUCUAUAUCUGCUAACUGGCACGUAACCCCGUUGUCAUUUGUUUAAUCUGUACGAAACCGAAAUGUAAAAACAAUUAUUUAUGUGCCGCUUAGCUGUUGCCAUAAAACCAGUGCUGACUCCAGGAAGUUAUCGUACCUUUCCGAGUCAAGAAAUAGUCCGGCACAUGAUCCCCAGUAAAAGAAAAGUACUAGACAAUAAGUAAUAAAGGCAACUUGUGAACGUUAAAUGUGUUGAUAGGCGAGUUUUGUCAGGUGGACAAAGCCAGGCUAGCCUUUUCCCUGUUUCACGUUCUUUGCUAAGCUAAAAUCUAAACGUCUGCUGGUGGUAGAGAGAGGUAUAAUUUGUCUUGUGUAACACUGCAUGAAAGCAAAUAUUUCCCUACAUGUCAAACUGUUCCUGUAAAGACCAAGGAGGAGACUCAGAGAAAGAGGAAUUUAGACAAUCUGAAUCCUUAAGCUCACUCCACCACUGCACUGACCUUACUGGUGUCUCUCCACAGCUUCAUUAUUUAUGUUCAGGUUUAGAGACAGACAGACCACCAGCCGCUUGUGUUAUUUUGUUCGUUUGUUUCUAAAACCGUGGGGCAGAUCCCCCCCCUCCCUCUUCACUCUCCACUUUUGUGUGACUGGAACAGAUUGUUUUUGGAUUUCAUGAUACAAGAGAAACUGUAUUUGUGUCCAGAUUUUAACUAAUGUUUGUCCAUGUUGUCUUUCUGCUACUGUGGAAGGGUGAGCAGGAUUCAGAAUUCACAAUAAACUUCUAUUUUCUUUUCAUA